CCUGGCCUGUUGGGCCACCCAGCCAGCCCGUGCGCCAACCAAGCAAGCGAUCUACAGCACCACCGCUGGCUGUCCCGUGCCCUGUGGGGGCCGCUGUGUAUUCAUGUGGCGUUGUGUGCGCGAGUGGCGGCCAUUUUUGUGAGUUGACAUUCGUCGUCGAAGCGAUUCUCCGUUGAGUGUCCAGUGUGUAUCGUGUGUGAAAAAGCUGGAGGCUAGUCUGUCCGUGCCUGUCCUUGAACGGGCCCUGUGCGCGCAUCAGUGCAUGCUUGGGGUGUUGGAUAGAGCGGAGCGUCGCUGGCGGCUUCGCGAAGCCUCGCCGUCGUCGUUCUCAGCCGCUGUGCCGUAGGAACGCAUGGUUGAGCUUUCGCCGCGGGUCCGUGCGGAGCGCGUGGCGGCGGUCCCCCGGGCCGGUGGACGCGCCUGGACGCGUUAGUUCCAUGGCAGCGGCAGCAAACCCAGUUGCAGACGGCAGCAAGGUGCUCAAGAAACGGAAGGCCAGCUGCUACAAGGACGCUGCCGAUGAGGAGGGCAAGUUUGGCCGCAUGGACGAGGACGCCCUGGAGAAGGAGCGGUACGAGGCAUGGCCUGCUACGGCCGAUGCGCUGGCGACACCGCGGCCGGGUGAUGGCGGCGAGCUGCUCGAGUCUCUCUCCGCGAAAAAGGAGAAUCACAGUGAGAUUGAGCGGCGGCGGCGCAACAAGAUGACAGCCUACAUCACGGAGCUCUCGGACAUGGUGCCCACGUGUAGUGCGCUGGCGCGCAAGCCCGACAAGCUGACCAUCCUGCGCAUGGCGGUAGCUCACAUGAAGUCCCUCCGUGGAACCGGCAACACGAGCAGCGACGGCACCUACAAGCCUUCCUUCCUCACCGACCAGGAGCUCAAGCACCUCAUACUGGAGGCAGCCGAUGGCUUCCUCUUUGUGGUCUCCUGUGACACGGGUCGAGUUAUCUACGUCUCUGACUCGGUCGGCCCCGUGCUCAACCAGUCCCAGUCUGAAUGGUUCAAUGCCUGCCUGUACGACCUGAUCCAUCCAGAGGAUGUUGAGAAGGUACGCGAACAGCUUUCCACCCAGGAGGCGUCCAGCUCAGGGCGCAUCCUUGACCUGAAGACUGGCACUGUCAAGAAGGAAGGUCAUCAGUCGUCAAUGCGGCUGUGUAUGGGUUCCCGGCGGGGGUUCAUCUGCCGCAUGAAGCUGGGGAAUGUGCAGCCUGACGUGCAGGGCCUGCAGAGGCUGCGCCAGCGCAACGCCUUGGGCCCGUCGCCUGACGGUGCCGCCUACGCUGUCGUCCACUGCACUGGCUACAUUAAAAAUUGGCCUCCAUCAGGGGUCCAGGUGGAGCCCGGUGACCAGGAUGGGGGCAGCCAUUGUUGUCUGGUGGCCAUUGGUAGGCUCCAGGUGACCAGUGCUCCGAAUCCCAGUGACCUCGUGGGGUCAAACUCAAAUGCAGAGUUCAUCUCCCGUCAUUCUGUGGACGGAAAGUUCACCUUUGUUGACCCCAGGGUGACAGCAGUGCUGGGGUACCAGCCACAGGAGCUGCUGGGCAAGCCUUGCUUCGACUUCUUUCAUCCCGAAGACCAGGGCCACAUGAAGGAGAACUUUGAGCAGGUGCUCAAGAUGAAAGGCCAAGUGAUGUCGGUCAUGUACCGACUGCGUGCAAAAAACCGCGAGUGGAUCUGGCUGCGGACCUCCUCCUUUGCUUUUCUCAACCCUUACACGAACGACGUCGAGUAUGUUGUCUGCACCAACACUUCGGCGAAGACGCUGUCAGCCGGUGCUACUGGCACCGAUGACGCACCUGCGGACAUGCCGCUAGGCUAUGGUGGACAUGCCAAGGAGGGCUUGGACUACUCACUGCCUCGUGCCGAGGCCUACCGCUCCGCAGACAGGCGUCCAGCAGCCCCCCUGACAUAUGGCUAUGAGCCGUAUGCGGGAGGGCCGCGUUUGGCCAAGGGAUCCCCUCCUGCACAGGCCUGGAGCGCCCCUCCUCCACCGAGGGUGCCUCCUCCACAGGAGCAGUAUGGAUCAAGUGGUUAUGGUGGUGGUGGCAGUGGCAGCCAACUCAGUCCAUCACGGAGCCCAUCAGGCCCUACGUACACACAACUUGCACCAGGUGGUGCAGCACGACCAGGUCUGUGGGGCCAGUGGCAGCCAGGUGAGGCCCCCCCACCUGGAGCAGGAGGAGCUCCACCACCACCCCCUGCGCAGCAGCAGGAGCUGUCUGACAUGCUCCAAAUGCUGGACCAGUCGGGCACGGCAUCGUUCGAAGAGCUCUCCAUGUUCAACUCAUUUCCCGAGUGACAGCGCACACAUUGUGGUGGGGGGGGCCCUCUUUUGUAACUGCAGCGACAGCGCCAUCGUGCAAGGGUUUUGGUAGCAAGCCUCAUCAUGGACCAGCAUUGUACUUGACCCACGUGAAGAAAAAAAAAAUAUGAAAAGAGAACUGAGGUCACAGAAACGCACUGCACUGUACUGCACCCAAGACUGCUCUCUGCCAUCCUGCUUUCACCCCUAUGUGGCACACCUGCCACCGCAUCACCGAGCUGGUAGCGCGCCAAAUGAAGAAAGCUGGCUUCACAUUUCACGACGCUGAAACAACCAUUUUUCGAUAUACUGAGCGUGAAGAUUAGUGCAUUGGUGCCUACUUGAUUAUAGAGUACAUACUGUAAGCUGAAACAAGCAUUUUAGUUUGACUUUUUUUUCCCUUCGAUGGCAAGUUUCACGAGCUUGCCUAUAGAUGUAUGCAUUGUACAUUCCCCAUAUUUUUACAGGACAUGCAAUUUAUUUCAAAGUACUGCUUGCACACAUUCCUUGAACCUCUGCAAUUUCUGGCAUUAUAUGCUGGAUAACGACUGUUGGUCACAGAAAAUUGGAGCUUGUCUGCUUUGUUGUAGGUCACAUGCUGCAGUUUUGGGAUUGGUAGUAAGACAACUGAGGUGGUAGUUCUUAUGACAAAGCUAUCAUGGCAUCUUGAUUAUGGUAUCUCAGAGGGUCAAUGGACCAUACAACUUUUUUUUUUUUCAUGUACAGGGCUCCAAGAUGCUCUAAAUGUGCUUUGUAGUUCAGUGAUAUUGAACCUAAUUUUGUUUAUCUUUCUUUGUAAAGCCUUCUUUCUGUAUGCUUUUCAUAAAUCUAGGCUGAGAUAAGGGUGUCUGAAUUCUAAUCACAUCAUGCCAUGUACCCUCCUUGCCCUGCAGUAAAGCAUUUCUUUCAAGGGUA
Messenger RNA from Rhipicephalus sanguineus (brown dog tick), 3218 nucleotides. RefSeq names its product aryl hydrocarbon receptor nuclear translocator homolog. Gene Ontology annotation, biological process: regulation of transcription by RNA polymerase II. The transcript has 9 exons. Gene Ontology annotation, cellular component: nucleus; cytoplasm; aryl hydrocarbon receptor complex. Lineage: Eukaryota; Metazoa; Arthropoda; Arachnida; Ixodida; Ixodidae. Bases 438 to 2300 code for a protein of 620 amino acids. Gene Ontology annotation, molecular function: DNA-binding transcription factor activity, RNA polymerase II-specific; protein dimerization activity; RNA polymerase II cis-regulatory region sequence-specific DNA binding. The record is from RefSeq and is a predicted model, not a curated record.